Sphaeramia orbicularis (orbiculate cardinalfish) is the source of this 3350-nucleotide messenger RNA. RefSeq names its product protein tyrosine phosphatase non-receptor type 1 (gene ptpn1). The record is from RefSeq and is a predicted model, not a curated record. Gene Ontology annotation, cellular component: cytoplasm; endoplasmic reticulum; early endosome. NCBI's taxonomy places the organism in Eukaryota, Metazoa, Chordata, Actinopteri, Kurtiformes, Apogonidae. Gene Ontology annotation, biological process: negative regulation of PERK-mediated unfolded protein response; peptidyl-tyrosine dephosphorylation; negative regulation of ERK1 and ERK2 cascade. Gene Ontology annotation, molecular function: non-membrane spanning protein tyrosine phosphatase activity; protein kinase binding. The transcript is spliced from 9 exons. The coding region runs from base 344 to 1654 and encodes 436 amino acids.
ACACAAAGUUACACAUCCAGGUCCGACCGGGACUUGAAACCAGGCUCCGGGUCCAAAGAGGAUUAGUAAUACCACUUAAAAAACACAUUCUGUUCUUUUGCAGCCACACAAGAACAGCGGCUAUAUCUUGUAGGAGGAGCUUGCGGCGUGUUUCCGUUAAGAGCAGGCCGAGGGGUAACACGGUGAUCUAUGCAGCCCUGCUGAGAAUUACCGAAUAGUGGCGGAACAGGAGCCAGCAACUGGGAACACUCACAGCACAAAGUGUUGAAUCAUCGGCUGGCUGCUGUCCUUCACACCGAGGGGACACGAAGAAGAGGAAGGAGUGGCAGCCGGACUGUCUGCAAUGGAAGCCGAGUUUCGGGAAAUCGAUGAAAACGGCAGUUGGACCGCCAUCUAUCAGGACAUUCGCCAGCAGUCAUGUGAACUCCCAUGUAAGGUCGCCAAAUUACCUGAAAACAAGACUAGGAACCGUUACAGAGAUGUCAGCCCAUUUGAUCACAGCAGAAUACAUCUGCAGCUGGGUACGAAUGACUACAUUAACGCCAGCUUAUUAACAGUCGAGGAGGCGCAGAGGAACUACAUCCUCACUCAGGGACCCCUUCCAAAUACAUGUGGCCACUUCUGGGAGAUGGUGUGGGAGCAGAGGACACGUGGUGUGGUGAUGCUAAACAGGGUCAUCGAGAAAGGCUCGAUUAAAUGUGCUCAGUACUGGCCACACAGAGAGGAGAAAGAUGCCAUCUUUGAAGACACCAGUUUCAAGCUUACCCUUGUGUCGGAGGACAUCAAAUCUUACUACACAGUCCGUCAACUGGAGUUGGAAAAUCUGUCUACACAAGAGACUCGUGAGAUUUUACAUUUUCACUACACCACCUGGCCUGACUUUGGUGUCCCAGAGUCUCCUGCCUCCUUCCUUAACUUCCUGUUCAAGGUGCGAGAGUCGGGUUGUCUCAGUUCAGACGUGGGGCCGGUGGUUGUGCACUGCAGUGCUGGCAUCGGGCGCUCUGGGACCUUCUGUCUUGUGGACACCUGCCUGUUACUGAUGUCCAUUCGUAAGGACCCUUCUUCAGUGCGUAUUCGUGAUGUGCUGCUGGAGAUGAGACGCUACCGUAUGGGCUUGAUUCAGACAGCAGAUCAGCUUCGCUUUUCCUACCUUGCUGUUAUUGAAGGUGCCAAGUACAUCAGGGGAGACACAUCUCUGCAGGAGUCAUGGAAAGAGCUCUCAAACGAGGAGGAUGAUCCUCCAGAGUUCACCCCUCCUCCUCCCCUUCCCCCUCCCAGAGAUCCUCAUAAUGGCAAAGUCGAGUCCUCCUUUUUUCCUGAAAGUGAUGCGGUCAUCCAGCAGAUGAUCUACAGUCAGGGAUCCUCACGAGAGCCCGAGCUGCGAAAGAGGAAUUUUCCUGCCCCUCAGCCUCCUCCUGACGGUGCUGAUCAACUUGAUGGCCACGUGGGAUUUGAAGAUCAUACCUCCACAGCUCCGGCUCCAUCCCUGGAGCAGCAGCAAGAGACGAAAGAACAGGAAUUUCCCGAGGCAACAGAGCAGCCGAUAGAAAGCUCUCCUGUGCCGGGGACUUGGUCCCCUCUUUUAGCCAAUGUGUGCCUGUGUACGGCACUGGCUCUCAGUGCUUAUGUCUGUUAUCGAGCCUUUUUUCACUGAUGUCUGUCCUCCUCCCUGCAUUUUGUUUGUCCCUCUAUUUUCUCUGCUGUUGCAAAGUGGAGUAGGCUGUCCACUAGUCCUGCUCUGACUGGGUUUACUCUGCGAGUGAAUUAUUUGAACUUCAGUGGAUUCAGGUUCACUCGUUUAAUUUUUACAAAUGCUGUGCAGAGGGUCAGCUGGUUGGAAAUGACAGGCUGCCAAUCCUUAUCUCACACCCUAAAGUUUUUUUUUCUCCAAUACGUUUUCUUGAACGCUCAGGGCUUCAGUUUUCAGGUGUCACAUCCAAAUGUGUGCCACGUUCAACACAGACUAAAUAUACAAUAUGUGCAUCAGUUUGUGGGGGAAGUUAAUUUUAGCUCCCUGUUCUGUAAAAUUGACAUCUUGUCAUCUUUUUAUUUACCAAAUCAUGUAUAUGUGUGUGUUCUUCCAUUCAUGCAAUCCUAAUGUGUCUUUUCAUCUUACGUUUGCUUAUACAUGGAUCAAAAAUCACAGAGCCAGAUUUUUGAACAGCCUGUCUGAAAAUAUGCCAGUAAGGGAGAGACUGUAUUUUUGUUCUCUUGAUGGGUAAAUGCUAAACCCUACAGUAAGUAUGUGAAAGUAAGAGGGAAGCAACCCUGUGCCCAUGAGAUAUAAAAAAAUGCAUGCUGGGGUUUGGCAUUGAAUUGUAGGGCUGCAGGAGGCAGUACCAAUGUGUGUUUGUGUAUGUACACUUGUGUGAGUGGUAGUUAACGGAGCUUUCUACUGAUGUUUGAGUUAUGUCUACUCGGUGAGGAAUAUUCAGCUUGUUAUAUCUACAGACAGAUGUGGAUGUGAUUACCUCCUGGUAGAGAGUAAAGCUUCCCUGAUAGCCUGACAGUGACAAAAAAAUGGUGCAAUCGCAGGACACCUGGAUGUUCUGUUGGAUGACUUUAACACCCAACUUUCCGGUCACAUUGGUUGACAACAUGUGAAGGCUUUUCACACACAGGGAAGUGAAUGUGUAACAUAACCUGAAUGCAGCUGACACGUGUUGUAGUGAAUGUGUGUUCAGUCAGCAGAGGCCACAGAUACACACAAGAUCGACACAUGGAGUAGCUGACACACAACUCUUUUUUUUUUUUUUUUUUUUUUUUCUUUCCUUUUCGCCAGCAAUACAAAUACUCAAUAGUGUCUCCCUUUAUCAGACUGUCCUGCCUGACCUGUCUGAACAGGGAACCAGGGAUUCUGAACAAACCAAAAAUUCAACACCAGCACGGGGAUUUCAACAGUAUGCUGUAGUGAUGAUCUGUUUUGUCAUAGUGUCGCCCUGAGCUGGCAAUAUUGUUUUGUAUGAUGUUGUUUGACUUUUUAGCAUGCUGCAUUUGUGAAUUGACAGGUUUGUCCUAAGAAGAGAUUAGUUAAGCUGCUAGCAUUCAGUUUACCUUUAUGACUCAACAAAGUACAGUACUUGAGUCCGACAGCUGUAUCUUUCUUUAGAAUGUAUAAACGUCCUGUCCGAGGACACUCUUAUUAGAUAUAUAAAUAUAUUUUUUUUCAAAUCAGGUUUCAGUGUGCUGAGUUUUUUUUCUGCUUUGGCAAGGUAUUAAUUCUCAGCACCUGUGCAGCCAUUGCACCAGGUUCUCCUGUUUUUUCUAUACUUAUGCUGAGCUCAAAACAUGUAUUUUUUUUAAUUUACAUUUGUUGUUUUCCUUUUUAAAUAAAAUAAAAGUCUUCUGUU